CAGAAAUUGAAGACUUCUGUCACACCUCCAUGAUAGGAACUCCCAUACUUGAAGCUAAUAAAUACAUGCCUAUCGUAUGGCACACACUCCCAGUCCCAGAGACAUUCCCUUCCACCUAUACUCAACCUCGAGUUCUUUAUUUGGCCCCAAAAAAAAAAAAAAAGAAGACAAAACCAAAAACAAAACCUCGAGUUCUUUAAACACCCAGGAAGAAGUCACUGUAGAUCCCCACAAGAUGUUUGAUCAGCAUGCUAUGGAAUAUUGUCAUUCAGCAGCAGCUGCGGAAGCAGAAGCCUAUAGCAGCACAGAUCCAUCAGGAGGAGGAGUACUCACGAGGAAGAGGAAGGGAAGCAAAAUCCAGAGAAGGUUCAGUGAUGACCAGAUCAGAUCGUUGGAAUCCAUGUUUGAGACAGAGUCAAGGCUUGAGCCGAGGAAGAAGGUGCAGCUGGCAAGAGAGCUCGGGUUGCAGCCAAGGCAAGUUGCUAUAUGGUUCCAGAACAAGAGGGCGAGAUGGAAGUCCAAGCAGAUUGAAAGAGACUACAGCAUACUAAGAGCUAGUUAUAGCAGCUUGGCUUCCAGGUUCGAAGCUCUGAAGAAGGAGAAGGAGGCAUUGCUAAUUCAGAAGUCAAUGACUCUAGUUUCAAUGUCAAAGCAGUUGCAGAAGCUGAAUGGUCAAAUACAGAAGCCAAACGAGCAAGCUCAGUGCUGCACGCAAGCCAAACCAGCAAACAGCAUGGACAGUGUAUCAGAAAAUGGAGACACCGCUAGAGCAAAACCUGAGGAAAAUCCGAGCUCAACAAUGGAGCGAUCAGAGCACGUACUGGGUGUUCUCUCAGAUGAUGACAGCAGCAUAAAGGCAGAAUACUUUGGCCUUGAAGAUCAACCUACUCUUCUGAAUUUUGUCGAGCAAGCAGAUGAUUCCCUGACUUCAGCAGAAGAUUGGCGUUCUUUUGAUUCAGAUGAACUCUUAGACCAGUCUCCUGCUGGUUACCAGUGGUGGGACUUCUGGUCCUGAGUGAGACAGGGUAUCUGAAAAUUUAUAGAGGAAAAUGUGUUGAAGUGAUGCUACAAGUGAUCUCUAGUCCAAGAGGCUGGCGGGUCAAGAUUGGGGUGGGAAAGGGAACAAAUUUCUGUAUAACAAGAGAGUUUACCUGUAGCCCUGUAGGGAUUACUAGGGACUAGGUGAUCAGUAUGGAGGGUUCCAUCUUUAGACUUUUGGCGAUGAUACCGUAAGCUGCUGCGGCAGAUGCUGAUAUCCAGAAAUAGCUGCAAUCUCUUCAUCCAGUGAAUCUGAAGAUGAUGUGGAGUAAUCAUGAGAGGGAUAAAAGAUCAAAAUAGGGUUUACAGAGGGUGGAAUGUUAAGAGUUCUUUUGACACUAUAUACUAACUGAUGUGCCCGAGGGAGAUAACAAUCCUGCAUAACUAGCAUAACCAUCUUGGAUUAAAUGGGAUCAAACACGAAACAUGUAAUACGACCAAUAUAAAAUCUCAACAGCAGUUUUUGUGAUUAACUUUUA
This is a messenger RNA of Prosopis cineraria, 1517 nucleotides long. Its product is annotated as homeobox-leucine zipper protein ATHB-12-like. NCBI's taxonomy places the organism in Eukaryota, Viridiplantae, Streptophyta, Magnoliopsida, Fabales, Fabaceae. The record is from RefSeq and is a predicted model, not a curated record. Gene Ontology annotation, biological process: positive regulation of DNA-templated transcription. The coding region runs from base 77 to 1015 and encodes 312 amino acids. Gene Ontology annotation, molecular function: sequence-specific DNA binding; DNA-binding transcription factor activity, RNA polymerase II-specific. The transcript has 2 exons. Gene Ontology annotation, cellular component: nucleus.